Messenger RNA from Symbiodinium necroappetens, 537 nucleotides. The record is from the annotation of a GenBank genome assembly. Lineage: Eukaryota; Dinophyceae; Suessiales; Symbiodiniaceae.
AUGCAGAUGCCCUUGCUGCUUUGGUAUACGUCCCUGCCCUUGGUGACGUCAAAUAGCCAGAACUCAUGUGAUUCGGAGAUGAAUGCAGUCAACUUCUUGCAGACGGGUGUGGCGACAUUUGUGUCACCUCAGGCAGAAGCUUGCCUACGCUUCAUGCACAUACCCAAGACUGGGGGCACCAGCAUCGACUCAGCUAACCUGCACCUCCCGCCGGGACAGCGGGCUUUCGACUCCUACAUGCUGCGCGCAUAUGAGCGAAUUGCCGAAGCUGACCAGAUAGAUGAAAAGGAGCAAGAGAAGUUUAGGGACAUGCGGAUUGGACCCAGUGCCUUCAAUGAUAGUUGGCCCAUGUUGACCCCUGUAGUCCCAAGCCCCAGGACUUGGGCAAUCUUUUUGACUUCUCACAUUCAAGCGAGCUGGUGUACACGCCUUUCAGAACCCUGCACAGACGUUUAUACCAUUGGCUGCCGCCCGGAGCGACGGAUCAAUGCGAGGAUGUACACACACCACCCUCCCGCAGUGCCACAGCAGCUUUAA